AUGAACAACAUCGGGAUGAGGCUCCUUGUCAGCCUCUCGCCCAUGGUCCGCUUGCACCCUAGACUUACUUGGGCCAUGAACCCGAGCCCUGUGAUGGUGACAAGACGGCUGGCCCGACAUCAAGCAUUUGACGCUGGGUUUGACCCGGAUGAGCUAGCCGAAGCACGCAAGUGGCACAAGUCGUUCCAGCCAAGCACUCUUCCACAGGGCGACACCUCCUUUUCACGCUCCAGUGGCCCCGGAGGCCAGCAUGUAAACAAGACAGAGUCAAAAGCAACAACCACAUGGCCCAUCUCAAAACUCUUAGCCCACCUACCCAAGAUUUUACAGGCUAGGGCUCGAACCUCAAAAUACUAUACUAAAGGCAAUGACUCUAUAACAAUACAGGCACAAACCGAGCGCAGCAGGAGUGCCAAUCAAGCAGAGAACCACCAAAAGUUGUAUGACGAGCUCAUGAGUUUAUACACGAAGGCAGUCCCCGCAGAGUCGAGUCCUGACAAAGCACGAAAAUACGAGGCUCUAAAGAAAGCUGCUAAAGAGGUUCGACUGAAGGAGAAAAAGUUCCACAGCUCCAAGAAACAGUCCAGGAAGGGCGGAGGGUCUGACUAUUAA
This is a messenger RNA of Sordaria macrospora k-hell, 612 nucleotides long. RefSeq lists its product as uncharacterized. Gene Ontology annotation, molecular function: translation release factor activity, codon nonspecific; peptidyl-tRNA hydrolase activity. Gene Ontology annotation, cellular component: mitochondrial large ribosomal subunit. Gene Ontology annotation, biological process: mitochondrial translational termination. The record is from RefSeq and is a predicted model, not a curated record. NCBI's taxonomy places the organism in Eukaryota, Fungi, Ascomycota, Sordariomycetes, Sordariales, Sordariaceae.